CCAGAACACUACCAACUCUCAACCGAGUGCAACCAACUCUCGAGAUCCCAAGUUUUAUUACAAUCCCGAAGUGCCAACAAAACAAUGUCGUUCAUCACACGGGAAUACAAGUUUGAGAGCAGCAAGAUGAUGGAGCAGAAAUCAGAUCAGCACACGAUGGCCAUGCGGAGUCUGAAGAAACUGGUCAAACCCCUUCUGCGGCUGGUGAAGAAGAAGCAGCUACUCCGGAAGACUCUCGCCGAGAUCCAGAACCAAAAUGCAGUCAACGCCUCGCUGGAGGACAUGCGCAAAGAUCCGGCGGCCAGUUGUGAUAACAUGGCCAACGAGGAGCUGGAGCAGCGGCUGUACAGCGAUCUCCGCCAGUGCCCCAACAACUCGGCGAUGAUCGUGCAACAGGGUCAGCAGCAGAGCAUUGUGCCCGUGAAUCCCGAGCAGACCUUCAUCCCGGUGCACUUCGCCCGCACCAGCAGCGGCACCUUCUUCUGGACCUCGGCCGAGGGAGCUCGCCAGCACCAGGAGCAGCAAUUGCGCCAGAAGUUCGAUCGAUGGGUCCAGGCCUAGAAAUCUAUCCCCAAAACAAUGACGAUCCACCAGGAAAAUCUCCAAUUGGCAGCUUUAAGUGCAAGUGUCUCCGUCCAUUGGUCGUCGGAUGGAUGCGGGUUCAGCUUCGCAUGUUCGUAAUCUCAGGGUGAUAUUAGGCAUAGAUUGGAUUCUUUGGGCAUCCGACCCAAGGGAAACACAACUCUAAUUGAUAUUCAAUUAUCACAAUCAAGCGUUACUACCGUUAACUCAUUGUGAUUCCUCGUGUCUUAUUAGCCUUAAGUUAGUCUUAGCCGAAUCAUUGUCUUCCAUGUUUGUUUGUUAGGGUCUUCUAAUAGGUACUAGGCUAAGAAUCAUUGUCUUCCAUGUAAAAUUUAGUUAUACUACAACCUAUAUCUAAUAAGAAAUAAAAAAAAUAAAAAAAAAAACUAUUUUAUGU
This is a messenger RNA of Drosophila ficusphila, 979 nucleotides long. RefSeq names its product enhancer of split malpha protein (gene Tom). Gene Ontology annotation, biological process: Notch signaling pathway; sensory organ development. The transcript has a single exon. The coding region runs from base 85 to 561 and encodes 158 amino acids. The record is from RefSeq and is a predicted model, not a curated record. Lineage: Eukaryota; Metazoa; Arthropoda; Insecta; Diptera; Drosophilidae.